AAAUAUUGCACAUAAAGUUACAUCCUUUGGAAAAUGGCAUUAAUUAGUUUAUUAGGACUUCAAUUACCCAUUAAUUCAUCAAAUUGCCUACUUAAUAUUUCCGUUUUAACAAUAUUUUUUAUCCUUGCUUUCAACUCAUGCUCCGCCUUUAAACGUCCCAAGCAUUUCAAUUUAUCCACGGCCGCCGUGCAUUGGUCAUCUGCAGGUGCCACGUGGUACGGCAGCCCAGAUGGUGCCGGAAGUGACGGUGGAUCAUGUGGAUAUGGAAAUCUUGUGUCACAAGCUCCAUUUUCAUCACUGGUCACUGGUAUAGGACCAUCACUCUAUAAGUCUGGCAAAGAAUGUGGAGCUUGCUACAAGAUAAAAUGCACAAAGCACCCGUUGUGUUCGGGAAAAUCGGUACGAGUUGUGAUAACCGAUUUUUGCCCGGGUGGGCUCUGCGUAUCGGACACUGCCCAUUUUGACCUUAGUGGAACAGCUUUUGGCGCCAUGGCCCUCCCCGGACAAGAGGGCAAGCUUCGUGACGCUGGAAUACUUCAAAUUCGAUUUGCACGUGUCGCAUGCGAUUAUGCCGGGAAAACCAUUGUGUUUAGGGUUGACCCAGGGUCAAAUCCUAGCUACAUUGCAAUGGUAAUCGAAUUCGAAGAAGGAGAUGGAGAUCUGGCUCGGGUGGAGCUACAACAAGCCUCAAACGAGCCGGGCGAGUGGUGGGAAAUGAACCAAUCGUGGGGUGCCGUUUGGCAGCUGAACCCUGGCUCGAAGCUCAAUCCUCCGUUUUCAGUUCGAUUGACAUCUCAAUAUUCUGGCCGGACUUUAGUGGCUGAAAACGUGAUUCCGGUCCUGAAAUGGGAGGAUGUGGAAAUUGGGGAGCCUAAGGAUGGAGAGAUCAGAGUGAAGAAUAAAGCCAUCGGCUUGAACUUCAUCGAUGUUUAUUUCCGGAAAGGGGUUUACAAGGCUCCAACAUUACCCUUCACUCCUGGAAUGGAGGCUGUUGGUGUGGUGACAGCUGUAGGGCCCGGGCUUACUGGAAGGAAAGUUGGGGAUGUUGUUGCUUAUGCAGGUCUUCCUAUGGGCGCUUAUGCGGAGGAACAAAUCCUUCCUGCUGAAAAAGUGGUGCCUGUGCCUCCUUCAAUCGAUCCCAUUGUAGCAGCAUCUAUCAUGCUCAAGGGAAUGACUGCUCAAUUUCUUGUCCGCCGAUGUUUUAAAGUCGAGUCAGGGCACACAGUCCUGGUUCACGCAGCAGCUGGUGGGGUGGGGUCCCUUUUGUGCCAGUGGGCAAAUGCACUUGGGGCCACUGUUAUUGGGACAGUCUCUACAGAAGAGAAGGCAGAUCAAGCCAAAGAAGAUGGGUGCCACCAUGUCAUAUUGUAUAAAGAAGAAGAUUUUGUUACACGUGUCAACGAGAUAACAUCCGGUAAAGGCGUUGAAGUUGUAUACGACUCUGUUGGGAAGGACACUUUUGAGGGAUCACUGGCAUGUUUGAAGCUGCGUGGAUACAUGGUGAGUUUCGGGCAGUCGUCUGGCAGUCCCGACCCAAUCCCACUGGCGGCACUGGCGGCCAAAUCCCUGUUCUUGACAAGGCCCACUUUAAUGCAAUACACAGCGACUAGGGACGAACUUCUGCAGACAGCCUCUGAAGUAUUCACCAAUGUGGGCUCGGGCAUCUUACGGGCCCGAGUGAAUCAUACGUACCCAUUGUCUCAAGCGGCCCAGGCCCAUGAGGACCUUGAGAACAGGAAGACUUCUGGAUCUGUCGUGCUCGACAUGGUGAUGGAAACGUACUACAGAAAACGCCACAAAAAACCAAAAAAUGAACCCACCUCGGGAAAGCAGAAAGAGGCCGAGCAAGUAGCUACGGCCGCCGGAGAACCUCCGAGUUCACGCCGGCAGCACUACUUUACACCUCCGCCGCCGCCUUCAACCCACCACAGUUCACUUCCAGUCGAAGAACCAGAGGAUGCCGGAAAAUCAUUGGUACAGACACAGAGCCACAUUCUAUCCGGUUAUCUUUACGAGAUUGAUCACUGGAAUUUGCCCCCUCGAUCUCCAGCUCAGCUCAGGCUCAUUAGAGUUGCUAUGGUCUGUGAGAAGACUGAGAUGAAUGUCUCCGUAAGAUUUCCCAGCAAGGAGUCCCUGAAACAGUUCUUCGACUACAGAACAAAGAAAACACACCCGGCUCUUGAUGAAAAAUUUGUGAUGGGCAAUUCCUUGGCAGACAAAGUGCUUACCAGGAUAGUUCCGCCGGCUACAUAUAACCAGCAGAAAAAUUUGCAGAGUUUCUGGCUGAUUGAUCCUCCAGUUGGUGCUUGUUAUAAUUUACGCAGGGAUGACAUUAAAAUUAGUGUUGCGCAUAAAAUGGGUGCUGAUCAUGGCUUAUCUGAUGCAUUGAGAGGGAAUGGGAUGGUGAGGUGGGGGGUAAGAAGGCAGGUCAAGUAUCUGGGCAGGCAUAAGGAGAUUGAUUAUGGUGCUUGUGGUUACAUUAAUGGGCAGUCCUCAAGCUUUAUGAAUGGUAUCGAGGGGUUCGGGGUUGAGCUGGGUUCUGCCGCAGAUUUUGAUGAUGACAGAAAAUAUGUGGAGGUAGAGAAAAAUGAAAAUAGUAAUGGUGGUAGAAAAAAAGAUGAAGAGAUGGUGAAGGAUGAAAGUGAAGAAGAUGACGAAACUGCUAAUAGUGAUGGUCCAGAAAAUGAGGAAGAACAAGAAGAAGAUGAGGAGGAGGAAGAUGAGGAAGGAGAAGAAGGAGACGACGGGGAGGAGGAGGAGGAGGAGGAGGAAGAAGAAGAAGAAGAACUUGUAAUGGUUAAGAGAGGCACUAACACGAGUUCGAAAAGAAAGAGGUACUCUUUCAGAAAUAUUGCUGUUAAAAAACCCAAGAAAGAAAAUCCUAUUCAGCUUAAGAGGCUAAAGAAUAAGACCUCCCAUGCCAAGAAAAAGAAAGGCAGAGGCAGGUGCAAGGAAGCACUUGUUCCGAGAGACCCAAAAGACCGUUGGUCUGCUGAAAGGUACAAGCUAGCUGAGACAAAUCUUGUGAGUGUGAUGAAGGCAAAAGCAGCAACAGCUGGAAAACCAAUUCUGAGGCCUCAACUGAGGGCAGAAGCUAGAAAGACAAUCGGGGACACCGGGCUUCUCGACCACCUCCUGAAGCAUAUGGCCGGAAAAAUUGCACCGGGAGGCAAGGAGAGAUUCAGACGGCGGCAUAAUCAUGAUGGGGCCAUGGAGUAUUGGUUGGAGAGUGCUGAUCUCGUUAACAUCAGGAAAGAAGCUGGGAUAACCGAUCCUUAUUGGAUCCCCCCACCCGGGUGGAAGCCGGGUGACUCGCCAACUCAGGACCCGGUUUGUGCAAGGGAGCUGAAGCUUUUGAAAGAUAGCAUAACCAGAAUGGAAAGAGAUUAUAUGGCCACAAAGAUGCAGCUGGAGGAUGAUGUGAGAAGGUUAAGGAGGGAAGUUGAAGAGCUUUCGGCAUCAAAAAGGAGUCGGGAAGAAGAAAAUCAAGCCAUCACAAUAAAUUUGAGUCGUUCGGACAUUAGCCAAAUGCUGAACCAGCUUGCCACUUCAUUGGAUUCCUCAAAAACCGACAUCGGCAGUGUCCAAGUUGGAGAGUGCAAGGAACACCUUGUGGUCAUCUCUGAUUUUGUGAAAGAGAUACAGGAAAGCACAGCCAAGUCCAUCGCACUCAACACUGCUAAAGAAAGAGAAACAGAGGACCACCCAUCAUCAUUGGCCCCAACAGACACUGUAAUAACCUUACCAGAGACUGUGAAUAAGCAAAACAACAGUGGCCAGCCAACAUCAAAUGCUGCAGCAGAAAAGGCAGCAAAGAUUCAGAGGAUGAAGAGUGGUUUCAGGAUCUGCAAGCCACAGGGGACUUUCCUCUGGCCUAACAUGGUCAAGGAUGGAACCAUGGUUCACUCUACUGGUUCUAACCAGGUCACAGUCCAGGUGGAGGUCCCGACUCCUCCUUCGGUCAACUCGUCGUCUGGUCUAACCUCACCUCGGCUGCUCGUGAAACCGUUGGCUGAGAAACGUGCGGUUAAGGUGACUAUGCCAACAGGGUCAGGGUUCGAGGAUGCUUUGGUCAACGUCAACAGUGCCCCAGCAAAGCCUAAUGAUGUGUCAUUGGUAUCAGCAAAUUCAAGCUCAACUGUGUGGGAGAUUAGUGGAGCUGAUAAUGGGCCAGGAAGUGUAAUGAGAUUGGGCUAUGAUCAGAAGAUAAACAGUAAUAGGAACAUCAACUGCAGCCCAUCAGCUAUGAGCCACAACUGGUUGGCUCUCUCUUCUCUCAGCCCAGCCUCUGAUGAUCAGUCCACCAAUGGCCAUGGCUAGGUCUCAUCUCUUUAUUACACACAACAAACACAAAAUAUAUA
Striga asiatica is the source of this 4361-nucleotide messenger RNA. The record is from the annotation of a GenBank genome assembly. Lineage: Eukaryota; Viridiplantae; Streptophyta; Magnoliopsida; Lamiales; Orobanchaceae.